Messenger RNA from Neodiprion fabricii, 8873 nucleotides. RefSeq names its product patronin (gene Patronin). Gene Ontology annotation, cellular component: microtubule minus-end. The record is from RefSeq and is a predicted model, not a curated record. The transcript is spliced from 27 exons. NCBI's taxonomy places the organism in Eukaryota, Metazoa, Arthropoda, Insecta, Hymenoptera, Diprionidae. Gene Ontology annotation, molecular function: microtubule minus-end binding; spectrin binding; calmodulin binding. The coding region runs from base 573 to 5876 and encodes 1767 amino acids. Gene Ontology annotation, biological process: neuron projection development; negative regulation of microtubule depolymerization; cytoplasmic microtubule organization.
CGGCGAUUGGCAAACGUGCAGUAGGCUUGGAUAUAUUUCGCAAAAUGGUUGUUGUUCGCGUUAGGUAACUUGACGUUUCGAUUAGAAGUGUAAACGUGAACCCGGACAAUUGUGAUUUGGAUGACCAAACCCUCGUUAGCAAACUGUGAUUCGGUGCUGUGCAUGUGCUGUGUUCUCAUCCGUAAGCUGGUGAAUUUAUCAGAUAGAGACACACUAUAUUUCAUCUCGAUGUCUGCACCACGGGCCGUUCUUUGAUAGUGUGGAUCUAUCCUCUGGCUGUCAAUUAAACACCACUCGUAAAACUACCAAGUGCUCAUCCGUCCUUUGUCGUGCGACGUCGCUGUCUAAUUUACCGAUUUCUUCACACCUAAUCCACAUUUGUAUUCUCAAAACCCAAAUUAUUAUCAAUCGUCACUCAAUAACCUCAUCCGUUAUUUUUAAAUACACACACACCCACUUUCUUCUCAACUCUUCUUUUAUCGUUACGUUUAUUUAGGAUAUGAUAAGAAAAAUUGGGACUAGUUUAUUUUUGCGUUUGUUAUAUUUCCCGUUUGGAAUGCAGUGUUAACUGGAUGUGGAAUGCCAUUUCGCGUCUGUUCACCCCAGCGAACAACAAAUCGUUGUCAUUUGAAGAAAAUACCCUGUCGGUUAAAUCAGAUUCAAAAUCUGAGUGCGCUGCUAGUGCUAGUGCUAGUGCUAGUGUGCCAGUGGCUGAUAUAUCCGUAGAUGUUUUCGACACAAUGGAUCGUAACAUUGGAGAAGAUCGGCGUAAAGGCAGCGGUGGGAUUAGUGGAGAGCAAAGACAUGCAUCCGGAGACUCGGAACAUGCUUCAGACACAUCUGAGACUCGUUUGGCCAAACAGCGUGCCUCCGUGAAGUGGCUGCUUUCCAAGGCUUACAACAACAACGUGCCGGACAAUCUACGAGAGCCGUACUAUCGUGAUCACGAGGAUCAGGAACAUUUGAAGCCACAGAUAGUCCACUCGCUUUCCAAUGCAGAGCUCUACUGUUUGGCGCUGGCCAAUAUCUACUCGGAUCCAAAUUACCACAAUCAAAACCACCUCGGAAUUCUUCAAGCCCUUGCAAGAAAAGGUGUCUUUGUUUCCGAACCGAACAACACUCAGCUGACCGAAACUAUCCUUAUACAAAAUUCACCACUUAAAAUGUCGGCGCAUAUGGCUGUGAUAGAAGGUUUGAUGGUGCUUUAUGCAAAGGAAGUAGUUACGGGAGACUGUGUAGUAGCUACAAUUAGACGAUUUAACCCACAAAGUAACCUGGAAGUGCCGACUGACCAUGAGCGAGGACUUCUUCUGUGGAUCAGCGAAGCCACUCGGGCUCUAGUUGCCAAGAUAAAACUGGAAGAAGGUGCUGGGGAUAGAUCCCGACUGCCCGACUUACCCUCUGCCACUGAUUUCCAGUCUCUGUGCGAUGGUGUUGGCCUUGCUGCUGUAGUCGCAUUUUACUGCCCAGAAGAGUUGAAUUGGAAAGAUAUUCGGAUAUCUAAAAGGUUAUCCGUCGCUGAUGCUCUACACAAUUUAUUGCUGGUCCAAACGUUUUGUGCCAGAUGCUUACCGUACUCUAUUUUUCAUAUGCAAAAUGAAGAUGUCACCUACAUGCGAGGAUCUAUGAAACAAAAUUUGAUUGUUUUCCUGGCCGACCUGUACAAUGUGUUAGAAAUUCAUCCAGUCAAAUCAGUUCGUUAUCCAGGCGAUGAAAGGGAUUCGCAAUAUUCGAACGUUUGCCCACGCAAUAGCCACGGUGUAGCUCAUAAGCGCAGCCUGCCUCAGUCUAUAGCUCCGAUACCUGACCUACGAAGCAACCUCUCCGUAUCCGCUCCAGGCUUCACAGUAAUGAAAACACCGUCCUCAAGUUCUGUUAAAAAAUCACAAUCGUUACAACAGGCGAUGGAAAAUCAGUCGCACGAAGACAGGAGAGCAGGAAGCGAAGAUAGUUUCGUCGUCCAUAGAGGCAAAGGAGUGCCUACUCUGAGCUCCGUAACUGAUGAAAAGCUCGCUGCUCGAGCAGAAGCUGCUGGUCGGCCAAGUAAUUGGGAAGACCAGAGACGUAGUUCUUAUGCAGGCAGGCGUUCGAGGAGAAAUAGCGUUACUGAUGAUUCUCAACUUACAAUUGAGAACUUCGGAGGAUCUCAGGAUAAUUUGCACAAUUUUGGACGAAAUCCUGACAAGGAAGUUGGAGGGCACGUAGGACGCCAUAACGUUGCUGAACCAACUCUUCCUGCCCGAUCGAGUGUUCAAGAUGUUUAUGGCAGUGGUGUGCAACUGAUUCUAUCAGACAAUGGUUAUAGUGCAGACGAGCCACCCAGGCUCAAGCGACAAGCAUCUAAUUCGAGUCUAAACAAUGUUACACUAAAAAAUAUCCUACAUUCCAAUGAAAAUGAUAGUAAUGUGGACAGUAACAGUUCGAAAUUAGCCAGCUUUGCUCAGCUCGGUAGACAGAGCUCUGACAAGGUCAUCAAUUUCACUUAUUCCAAUCAAGAGAAAGACGACAACCUUUUGAAAAAAGCUGGCAUAGUAGCAAAAAAACAAGUUCAAAAUAAUGGCAGCACAUCGGGCGAAAAAAAGACAACAUUCGCCGCACUCCCAAAUACGACUACGUGGCAACAACAGAGCAACCAGCACAUGCAACAAGCCGAGACUAAUACUACUGAUGAAAAUGGAGGUAAUACAGUCAUGGCAUCACAGUUGAAUAACAUCAGAAUGAAACUUGAAGAAAAACGACGUCACAUAGAAAACGAAAAGCGAAAAAUGGAGGUUGUCAUGUCUAAGCAGCGGCAAAAAGUUGGCAAAGCUGCAUUUUUGCAAGCAGUUACCAAGGGUAAGGUAAAAUCCCCUUCAUCGUCAACAUCAGGGGGUGAAAGCCCUGUGGAAUCUGUACCCCCCAGCUCCAUUACUUCUGGAAAUGUAGGGUUCAUCCCUGCAAGUAGUACAGAGACACAUCUCGUAUCCAACCAUCCCCCUCAAGAUAAACCACAACGGCCCUUUUCGCUCAAGGAAAUCAGUGAAGAUGUGCGAGAUGUGGAACAUAAAUGGCUUGAGCAGGAUGGCAGUGCACCUUUUAUCGAAACACGACGCACACCAGACAUUGAGAAUAUGGACAUAGAUCAGUACCAUGAGUCUAUAUCACAAAUGAAUAGCAGUCUUAGCGAAAUUCAAGCAGAUAUACAGCGGCUAGCCAAUCAACAAAAUCAAAUUCAACAACAACAUUUAAUGAGCCAACAUCAGCAGCAGAUGCAGCAACAACUACAGCAAUUAAAGAGUUUAAGCCAGCAACAUAUGCAGAAUUAUGCCAUACCACCAAUGAAUUCAAUACCAACGAGAAUUCAGGACCCUCAACAGUCACAGUUCUACUUACAUGAUCAUGCGCAAUCUCAGCGACGAACAUGGGGUCAACCGUUACCACCUGAAAGCUUAGCAAACGAAAUGGCUGCGGCAGGUUAUCAGCAGCCAGUUGAACUUCGAUAUAGUCCACAGCCUGCAGCUUACCAGCAGGACUCACGACUGUAUCAAGAUACGAGGACAUGGGCUGCGCCUCCUUCUCAGCCAAAAGGAUUCGUACUACAUGAAAUAGCACCGGAUCAGAGAUAUCUCAAUGGUGGCGAUCAUAGUCUUUGUAACAACCAAAUGAAUCGUUCAGGUUCUACUUACCCUACACCUGCCACACUGUUCAAUACAAUGCCACCAUCAUCUGCCAGUCCUCAACAUCGAAAUGCGGUGCACAGAAUUAGUCAGCUAAUGGGUGAAAGCCCAGAGCAAAAAAGACCUACGGUCCACCAUAUACCCAUAACAUGCGAAAGUCCCACGGAGAAACGCCAAGCACCUGUACUGCACACUCCUGUCCCUGCGCCAUCAGUUGAUGAUAUGGAGCCUCAAAAUAUUUCGUUUAUUGGAAACGAUGACGAUCUCUCACACGGAAUUCGUGGCUUGAAUAUCACAUCAGGCAGUAGAACGUACAGAAAACCCUCACCCACGAGACCUUCGAUAUCUAGAAACUCUUUUCAACCGCAUUCGUCGCUACGAGAAUCAGCGUCUCCGCCAUGUGCAACGCCCGAAAUGUCAGCAUUUGAUACCACAGAUCCUGGAGAGAAGGGAUUCUACAUAUCAUUCGAUAACGACGCACCCAAAAAGCCUAAGCCAGCACUUGGGCAAAAAAGAACGUCUCCGAAGAAGGAAAGGACCGUUUCUUCCUAUAUCGAGCAAGAAGACUUUACCGUUAGACCUGAAUCUCCACCAGCCAGUGCUGCAGAAAGGCAGCGGCAGCUUGAGGCUCAAAGAGAUUUGGAAAGAGAAAGGAUCAAGCAAGCAGAAGAGAGAGAGCAACAACGACAAGAAAUUCGAGAUAGGGACAUGCAAAGAGAAAUGGAGAGAAAACGCCAGAGAGAUAGACAGAAGGAUAACACUUCAGUUAGCCGACAGGGAAGCGGAAUUGGACUUGUUAUCGGAACUCAACUAGCCAAUCCAGAUCCUAACUCACUGGAUGAAAUGGAGAAGAAGAAAGAACGAAUAAUGCUGCUGUCAUUGCAACGGCGACAACAGCAGGAAGAAUUGAAGGAGAAAAAAGAAGCUGAGGCGCAAACUCGCAAAGAACAAGAAAAGUUGAAAAUGGAGGAAAGGGCACGUAAAAAGGAGGAAGAAAGACAGAAGAGAGCUGCGAUUCUUGAACAAUAUAAGCUUAAAAAGGCGAUUGAAGAAGCAGAGAAAGAGGGUAAAAUCAUUGACAAAGAACUCUUGAAUGCGAUAAAGCCAACAAAGCUACGUAACAAAACCACACCCAGUCGUCCUCGACCGAAAACAAUUCAUGUGGAUGCGGGUGCUGAUUUAGAUUCUGGAACCUUGACGCCAAGCCGGGGGAAAAAAGGAUCUUCAUCUAAUCUUAGCACUGCGUCGCUGAUAUCCCCAACGAUGAGACGGGACUACUAUCGUGGCUCUCAGGAUAGUCUUACUGCCGCCCACCUUGAUGACCGUCGCUCAGGUCCCCUUUAUCGAGGUGGCAGCCUUAGGGUUUCUUCUGUAGAUUCGCCAGAUGAUGGUAGAGGAUCUUCGCCAUGUCGUAGCGUUAAUCAACUCGGUCGUCGUGGUUCUUAUAAAACAUCACGAGAUGCACAGGAGCCUCAGCAACAAGUUAGAGGCAGGCCUAAAUACCCAACUUACCAAAACUUUAAGGGGAGAAAGUCUAAUUCGUUGAUGAAUUUGUGUGGUUCGAGUAGUGAUCAAGACAGUAUGAUGUAUCGGUACACAGAUACGGACAGUGGGCUGGGCAGGGCGACACCUCCGAGACGCGCACCGAGUCCAGGGAUGGGCAGUAUGAGGCAUCUACCGUCACCAUCUGGCCCCGGAUCACUUCCUCCAGGCCUUAUGACAAAACGAAGGAUGUUCGAUGACGGAAGCAGUGAUAUUAGCAGUACUCCUAGUUCAAUGAUGGAUUAUAACGGUCCACGAUUAUACAAACAACCUACCACUAAGUCAAAUAGAGGAAUUAUGUUGAAUGCUGUAGAAUACUGUGUAUUCCCCGGAACAGUGAAUAAAGAAGCUAAAAGGAGGGUACUGGAUGAAAUAUCCAGAUCGGAAAGCAAGCACUUUCUUAUUCUCUUCAGAGAUGCCGGUUGCCAAUUCAGAGCUCUCUACUCGUACUGUCCUGACAAGGAAGAAGUUUCUAAACUUUACGGCACAGGACCAAAGCAGGUCAACGACAGAAUGUUCGACAAGUUUUUCAAAUACAACUCAGGUGGGAAGUGCUUUUCGCAGGUCCAUACUAAGCAUUUGACCGUAACUAUUGACGCAUUUACGAUACACAACAGUUUGUGGCAAGGAAAAAAAGUUAAUCUUCCUAACAAGAAGGAUAUGGCACUUGUCAUAUAGUUAUACAUCAAUGUUACAUCCGCGUAAGAUUGUAGUAUAUACUAGUACUACAACUAAUUCUACUAUUAUUACUUCUACUACUACUACUACUAUUACUACUACUACUGCUACUACUACUACUACGACUACUAUUACUAUUAUGCCCACUGUUGUUCAUAGUUACUCAUUUAAUACAAGUCCAUAUUAAAAUUAAUAUGAUUGUUCUGUUCUUAGUAAGUUUUAUAAGGCGAUGCCCAAUCUGUACUGACACUUUAUGGCGAUGAUAAUUAUUUAGUAGAAAAUUAGGGAGUCACUAGAAUCGCAAAAUCUCUGUACGAAAAACAGACUAAACUCGCAAAUGCACGUAUUUAUUUGGAAUUGUUAGUAGACAUUUAAAAAAAGGGUGAAACUAUGACGAUGAAUUUCUAAACUAAGAUUUUAUUGGUUCUUUUAGAAAGAAAGAAACUUUCUCCUUGGGGAAACUCUACAUCGCUCGUGUCUGUACCGAUUGUUUGAAUCAUGAAACAUACUGGUUUCCAUAAAGAGGAAUAGUUUGUUAUGAGUAUUUCCUACCAACCUUCAGUAUAGUUAAUGUAGUAGUAAUUAUCUUAUAAAUUUGCAAACGCAACGCCACAUAAUUGUGUAUGCUGCUGUAUUAAAGUUGAAUUGUGUGACCAGCCUAUGAUGAAAUCACUUUCUCUCUCUCUCUUUUUUUUUUUUCUCAUGAACUCUUAGAAACUGAGUUUAGUCACAAAUUCUACUAGGUUUACAGUAUUGAUGAUUUUGAAAGUUUUUUCUUUUCUUCUUUCAACAUGAACAAACGCUUUGAAUAACCACGGAAUGUGAUACGUAAUAAUUAUGACAAGAUUCAACCAUAUGUAUUUAAAUAACACUGUCAGAAAUCACGUUUAAAUGAUUAUUAUCAUUUAACAUUGUGCGUAUAUGUGCUCUAUGGAAUAUGACAUUUGAGUAGUAACCUAUUGAGAAUCUAUGCGACGUAUUGUGAAUUCCAUGGCCUAGCAGAAAUUAAUAAAAGAGUUUUAGUCAGUAAAACUACGAUUAAUUUUUUUCUUGUUGUUAAAAUUUUGUUCUAGAAUAGUUUUUUUUUUUUACAAAUUUGUUUACCUUAUGUUUUCUAAAUUAUUUUUAUUUGCCAUGCACAAUAGUUAAAUCCAGCCUUAGACUUAAUUCAAUCAAGCAAGAUGGAAAAAAAUAUAACCCGAAAUGAUGGGCAAAUGUUCCUCAUUUGUCACAGCAAGUCAAUAAACAUCUUAUUUAGUGCUUCAAUAUCUCCAAAGAGCAUGUUAUACCUAUUUUUACAUCAAAAUUAAUUAUACGCAUUUGAUUAUCUUCAAUCAAAUAUAAUCUUUUCUUCUACGUUUACAAACAUAAAUAUACAUUUAUUUAAAAUCUAACGACAUUGAAUUUUCUCUGCAGGCUACCAGUUGAUGUAGGAAUCAGAUUACUCAAAUGAAUCCAAUAGUAGUCAAAUUGCAUGUUUUGAUCAACGAGUAAUGUAAGAAGUUUGAAAAAAUGGGGAUCGGGAAAAAUUACUGUCGUUCGAUUUAUUUGUUUGAUUUUUCUUAAAUUUUUUCAAGAAUUUUAAGAAGAUUAUUGGUUGGCAUGUGUACGAUAAAAAAAUAUAAGCUAAUAUUUGAGAUAAUUUCAAGGUCACAUUAUAUAGAUAGUAAAUAACAUGUUGCUAGUUAUUAUAUAUACUUGAAAGUGAUUGAUUGGUAUACAUAUAUUAGUGAUCAGCUUACAGUGUAAUUGCCAUAAAUAUUUUGUUCGGCAAGGUGAGAAUAGAUGAUUGGUCGUUUAGAUAUUCACGAUUUUAGCCAAGGAUUAAACUAACUUUUAAUGCUGUGCUGAGAAAAGACGAGAGGCCUUGUACAUGACGAAUGAUUAUUGGACAAUUACUAGCAUUUAGAUUAAUAAACAACUAUAUAUCGUGCCAUAACUUUGAAAAUCUUCUCUUUCCACAGCAUUGAAGUUUCCACUAUUUUCGAUCUUACAAUUAGUAUUUAUCCAACUAUCGUCACUAACAGCAAACAAACUGUAAUGUAAUGUCACAAACAGUAGUACUGAAUUUCAGUACUUUUAAAAAGACACUUCGAGUAUAAGUGUACGUAUUCUGUUGUUAAAACCAUUUCGUAAUACCAUUUCUUCUACAAGUUUUUUGUGAUCUUUAACAUUGAUUAAUUUAUAUCUAUCGUAAUAACUUUCGUUCUACUCGUCAACCUUAUAAGGAAAAACUAUUUUAAAAAAACGUAACAAUAACCAUACGACAUAUCGACGUUUUUAACUUACCCUGGAAUCAGUGAUGAUUUAAUUUGGUAAUACUUAAGUAAAUUCACAACCUUACACAAAAAUAACCAUCGAAAAUUGUAAAAUGCACGCAUUUAUUAAUUCGCUAUAACAACAGCAUUGAGAGUUGAAGAAACUGUCCAUAAUGACAAUAUUAAUUAAAAUAAGGCAUGAAGUCAACUUUAAGUGUGUUCGCUGUGUUUGAUUUGUAACAGUACAGUAGCAGCAACCAAGAUAUAACAAUUUAGUCACUAAUAUUAAGAUUAUCGAUGCGAAUGUCGUACAUUAUUCGAACGAAACGAUUUGUUGAUUCAGCAUUAAGAAAAACGUAAAAAAUGAAUGUAAAGAAAUUGAUAAAUAAUGAACAGUUGAAUGAGAGAAAACAACAUUACAUAACAUCCUGAAAGCUGCUUUGCUUGAUAUUUAUAUUUUUUAAAAAGAGAAAAUAUUAUUAGCAAGCUGAUAUAGGUAUCUAAAUCCGAAGUAUGAUUAUUAUUCUUAUUAUUAUGAAUAAAGUCAUGAAUAAAUUACGAUUCUCCGAAUUGUUCAUAUGCUGCAGUAACCAUCCGUGCUUACUAAUAAUGAAUAAUUACCCUUAUGUAACGCGAUCCCCUAAUUUUUAAUCGUGAUCAAACGUAUCAAGUGAUGUUUUUUCAAUUUAUCCAUGUCUGUAUAUAUUAUGUUUUUAUAUAAAAACCAAACUACAUACUA